UAUUUUUAAAUCGGGGAUUUUUCCAAUACGGAAGCAAAACAACUAGUAAUUGUGUUGCAUUUUCUGUUUUAUUUCUGCGAAGGUGUGAUCGGUAUUUCUUCAUUUCUGUAUAAUGUGAGCAAUACUUAUUCGGGAUUUAAAAAUUCGUAUCAAAAGUAACAAAAACAAUUAACCUUUAAGAAAACUAAAAGGACAAAACACUGGGAGGCCAUUAUUGUCGGUAGUAUGGCUCAUGUUAGAUAUGAUAAAUGGAGUUCGGCAAUUUCACCAACUAUGACGUUUUCUCAGUUCAUCAAACAAGUAGCAGAGCAUGUUCUAGCUCGGGAAUUUGCAAUGCCCUUGUCCGGAUUGGCACUAGCAAUCAGGAACGAUCCUAGCUGUAAAUACCUUCAACUAAAACCGAUAACUCUUCACAAGAUUUUACAGAGUUACCCUGACUCUUUCAAAUUCCAAGGUGCGAGAGAGGAUCCCGAAGUUUCGCUCCGUCUUUCCAUAGAAAUUUGUAAUAACGUAAGGAACUGUCCAGGGUUCCCUCAAUGCAAAGAUCUACACAUUUGUAGAUACUUCAUGAUGGACAACUGUAUCCAUACAAAAAGGAAAACAAGGGCACCAUGUCCGUAUCCCCAUUCUUUGGAUUCCAAACAAAACAGAAAGGUACGGCAGUACCAUAACUUGCUGUCUCUGGACAUUACCGCCCUUAAAAAGAGGAUGCAAGAAUCUGCUGAUUUUGCCAGUGAAGAGGCACCUGUUGAUUUGAAGCUUUGCUACUACUACACACGAAGAGUAUGUGAAAGGGAUGACUGUCCAUACCUACAUCUCUGCGAGUUUUUCGUCAAGGGAUCUUGCAAAUUUGGAAGAAGGUGUAAGAAAAACCAUGACGUUUGCGCGCGCGAUAUUGAAGCUAUCUUGAGGGAAAAUAACAUUGACGCGGAUGGAGAUGAGGAAGAUAUUCUAGAAAAUAUCAGAGCAGAACUAUAUGGCGAUGGUGAAGAAGAGAAUGAAGAGGAGGUCACUAGCGAAGAAGAGGAGAGUUUUGAACAACCAAAAAAACCAAAUCCAAAUCAGCAGAAUGCUGUCCCUACAACAAGCAGACGAAGCUACACAAACUUCAGAAAAAGGGAUCGCCAUUGAAAAUGAACAAAACGAAACUAAAGAUUAAAAAUGAAAUCCAUGCAAGGUGAAUCGAAAGAAAGAUCGGGCCUUGUCAAGAGGAGGAUGAUGUACAAAGGGUGUUUUGUAACAUUUACCACGUACAUAUGUAUUGGCACUUUUUAAUAUCACUUUUAAUAAUUUUUACAAUAACCAAUCAAGACUAGAUAGUUUUAGUUCUUUACUAUUUAAUUCGUUAGGAACAUGAGAGUUUUGUGAAAUAAAUGACUGAGUCGUCAGAAAGAUAAAUGAAAGGAAAAGAAGAUUUCAAGGAAAAAUACGUAACUUUAUGAAAAUCUAUGCAAUGACAUAAUCUCUAGGUUUAGAAACGAAACCAAAGUUUAAUGUUACAUCUGUGUAACAGUUAUUUAACUUUGCUAUUUUAUUAUAAGCAUGCACUGCACAUUUAUAUCAGGUUUAAUAAUAUUAAUAUCUGUAACGAUGUUUAUAUUCAAGACAACGAGAGACAUGCGAUAUUUAUCAAAUUUCUCGAAAGGAUUGUAGAUAGGGUUAAACACAACUCCCCAAUACCCAAAGAAACAUUCAAACAUAAUAAAACAAACAAACAAACAAAAAACAUGAAAAAAAAAACAUGCUUAAAAACAAAGGAAGAAUAAAAAUCGAACACAAAAUGAAUUUUACAAACACUCAACCCAACGAUAAACGCAGAGGUAUUAACAAAAAUGAAAAAAAAAACCGAGAGAAAUAAUGAUACCCCAAAAAAAACAUUUAAAUUAAAACCACGUUGACAGGGUUUUAUACGUAAAUGUGUAUGUAGUAUUCAAGUCGUAUAUAUCUAUUAUUAAUGUUACAUGUAUGUUAAAUUAGGUCUAAAUAAUCAUUUGAUAUGAAUAUUUGUUUUGUUUUUGUUUUUCAUUAAUUAUAUAUUAUUGCUUUUUGAUAGAAUGCUGGAACGUUUUUAAUUUUGUCUUUCAUGUUGUUUAGUUUUUUUUUUUUAAAUCAAUAUAGUUUGUCCUGCAAAAUGAUAUAAUACAAUCUGUAGUAAAAUGUAUGUGUACGUUUUGUGAUAUGAAGAUCGGUUCUGUAAAAUUACUCUCAAUUGAUAAUACAAAGUGUUAACAUGUCAAUUGAUUGAAUAAUUCUUAAUAAUUCGUUGUCAGUUGAUAAGUAGAUACAGUGUACAUGUAUGUGCAAGGUGUAUUGUGUCCUGGUAAAAUUAAGUUACAUGUAUUAUUAAACCUGUGCUUAAUCAUGCUAAUAUAUCUCUUUCUCCUUCUUUUUCAACGAUGUGUAUAACAAUAAAAGAUUUGUUGUCCAUAAUUACUCAUCAUUGUUGACAUAUGUCAAAGGUAAUGUUUUUAAUAAUUUAAAAAAUAUAUAGUGUAAACCUUAUUAUCUAUGUUCUUAUAGGUUUUGUUCUUAUUAAAACUUUCAUUAUCAGC
This is a messenger RNA of Magallana angulata, 2552 nucleotides long. RefSeq lists its product as uncharacterized. Bases 226 to 1131 code for a protein of 301 amino acids. NCBI's taxonomy places the organism in Eukaryota, Metazoa, Mollusca, Bivalvia, Ostreida, Ostreidae. The record is from RefSeq and is a predicted model, not a curated record. The transcript has 4 exons. Gene Ontology annotation, molecular function: metal ion binding.